Messenger RNA from Sceloporus undulatus (fence lizard), 2062 nucleotides. RefSeq names its product NmrA like redox sensor 1 (gene NMRAL1). Bases 113 to 1009 code for a protein of 298 amino acids. The transcript is spliced from 5 exons. Lineage: Eukaryota; Metazoa; Chordata; Lepidosauria; Squamata; Phrynosomatidae. The record is from RefSeq and is a predicted model, not a curated record.
CCCACACUCAGUGUGAACAGGGGUUACUCCUCUGAGGCCAGGAAGGAAGGCUUGGAGAAGGACUUGAACUCGAAGCUGACUCCUCUGAUCCGGUUCUAGACUCCUACCAGUCAUGGAAAGUACACAGAAAAAAACUGUGGUGGUGUUUGGAGCCACAGGUGCCCAAGGAAGUUCAGUUGCCCAUGCCCUCUUGGACGAUGGUACUUUCCAGGUCCGGGCUGUGACCCGCAACCCCAGCCAGCCAGCGGCUCAGGCCCUCCUUAAGCGUGGAGCAGAAGUGGUGAAGGGUGAUCUACACAAUCUGACAACCUUGGAGGAGAUUAUGGCGGGAGCCUACGGGGCCUUCGUGGUCACCACUUUCUCUCAUGAUUUCAACAAGGAGGAAGAAAGCCGUCAAGGCAAGAACACUGCAGAGGCAGCCAAAGGCCAGGGUCUGAAACAUGUCGUCUUCAGUGGAUUGGAUCAUGUGGAGAAACUGACAGGUGGGCGCUUGAAGGUACCAUAUUUUGACAGCAAGGGAGAAGCCGAGGCCCGUUACCAGGAGCUUGGAGUGCCCUUCACAAGUGUCCGGAUGCCUGUCUACUUUGAGAACUUUUUCAACUAUAAUCGUCCACUUAAGGAACCAGGGAAAAAUGCUUACACCCUAGCAAUACCCAUGGGUGAUACUCCACUCCAUGCCAUGUCUGUAUCUGAUCUGGGCAUUAUCGUGCUCAACAUCUUCAAAGCCCCUGUAGUCUAUAUAGGAAAGUUGAUUAAUCUCUCUGUAGAGGCACUGACUGUCCGAAGAUAUGCCCAUAUUCUCUCCCAAUGCCUGGGGAAAGAUAUCCAGGAUGCUAAGAUCUCUGUGGAAGCUUAUGAGCAACUGGCUCCCAAGCCAGUUGCUGACAUGUUCCGCUACCUCCAACUCAAGACAAAUUAUGACCAGACUACCACUCACCAACUGAAUCCCAGAGCCAAGAGCUUCCAGCAAUGGGUGGAAGAGAAUAAGCCAAAAUUUGAGGAUCUCUAAAUCCACCAUCUCUAAAUCCACCAUGAAACAUACACAGAGAUGGAGGACAUUAAAAGGCCAAAGGAAUCACCUGCCCCUCAAACUGCCCACAAUCUGUGCAAAAUAAUAACAAAAAUAAUCUUCCCUGUGGAAAUGCAACUCAGACAAAGAUUGAUAGAGGGAAUUCUUCUAUGUUGGGGUGAGCACAAUGUGACCAGACAUCCUCCUUUUCCAAGACAUGUCCUACAUGUCAACCUUCUGUCCACUUGAAGGACAACGAUGACAACGGAAGUGGAAUGAUGUAGAUGCAUAUCAUUUGAUUGACAGAACAACCAAAAAAGGCUCGAACAUGAUCAAAUGUGAUUGAUAUGGAGGAUCCAUUUUGAAUCGUUACUUUGGUCCAUGUGAACUUCGAGAGGGUUAAUUUGCACCAGAGAGAUUUGAUCGGGGUAAACAUAGUGGAAACUUCAAUUCAGGUCAGAUUUGAUAUUGCAUUUUUGAAUGCAUUAUCGAAUCUCCCCAGAUCUCCCCAGCACAAAAAUGCUAGUGUGAAUGGGCCCCUGGACUUUCAGUAUACAUUAUGAAGAAACCUUGCUUGCUUUCUUCCUUUACUGCAGAUUGUUGAAAUAGUUGUUGUGUUACAGCUGAGGGAAGUUGUGAAAUGGCCUCUUUUCCAUCUUCCUCUGCCACAAUUUGUAGCCUGUAGUAAAAGGACAAAGGAAGAGGAGUUGUGUGCAUAUAUGGUAAACAUUAACAGCAGAUUCUAUGAUGCCAAGUUACUGUAUUUUGGAAUGGGAAAAGGCAAUUGGAGCGAAACCCAGCCCUCUAUCUUCCUAGAUUAACAGUAUUGUUUUACAGCAACAGAUAGUAGUCUCAAAACCUAGAGGAAGUGCCAUAAUGUUAUUUUUAUCCACGGAUUGAAAUAAAUUGAUGGGGGGGGAACAAAACAAAACAGGCUGCAUAGGAAACAACACAUAUUCAUUAUCUCCACCAGGUGGCAGAAGAGACCCAAUCUCUUGCUUCCCUAAAGAAUUUUGAUUGGGGAAGAUUCUCAUUAAAUUAAUUCUAAAUUGA